This is a messenger RNA of Dovyalis caffra, 582 nucleotides long. Lineage: Eukaryota; Viridiplantae; Streptophyta; Magnoliopsida; Malpighiales; Salicaceae. The record is from the annotation of a GenBank genome assembly.
AUGCGGAGAAGGACUAUUGGGACAGUGAUGCAUUGUUAUGUCAAGGUUUCGGCACUUGAUUUGGCCGCCAAGAGAAAGACCUAUUGUCGAGUGUGGUUGGCCAUCAAGUUAGGUAAAAUGGUGGUUGAUACUGGUACUGGUAUAGUAUCCAAAAAGUUAAAAAAGUGUCAGAAGUCUGCAACUGAGCGAGAGAAAGGAAGAGAGCGUGUGAUUCUCACUAGCCACUGCCCUUUUAGCUUGGCAAACAGUGCACACGCACAAGAAGCCCUCUCGUUCAAUUAUUUGGUCAAAGUCUCUCUGUCCCAUCAGCUUCUCUUUCAGCGUCACCAGGAAAAUGUUGUGAUUUGGACAUCAUACUUUACUAACAUUUCAGGCUAUAAUGCUAACAAAAUUGAAGACAGCGAAGACUGCAAAUUGCGUUUGAGGCAGCUAGCUAUAGGGGUGCCUGAUACUGACAUCCUACCCCCCCAUGAGUGGUUAAUGCAAAGCAAAGCAAUAUCUGAGAAAUCUAUCAAAAUUACCACAAAAAUUCCCCAUAGUGGUCCUCCUCGGUACAGGAUUUACGUGCUGGGCAAAACAUAG